Messenger RNA from Brassica napus (rape), 2299 nucleotides. RefSeq names its product pentatricopeptide repeat-containing protein At5g19020, mitochondrial-like. NCBI's taxonomy places the organism in Eukaryota, Viridiplantae, Streptophyta, Magnoliopsida, Brassicales, Brassicaceae. Bases 1 to 2085 code for a protein of 694 amino acids. The transcript has a single exon. The record is from RefSeq and is a predicted model, not a curated record. Gene Ontology annotation, molecular function: protein binding; RNA binding. Gene Ontology annotation, biological process: RNA modification.
AUGAUCAAAUCAAAUCGCUUUCUCUGGUCUCGUCGCUGUCGGGUCUCUUCUCCUCAGCAGGCGAGAUGUUUCAUCACUCAAACGCAUCAACAGCCAUCCACGUCGGCUCCGACUCCGACCCACUUCGGCGAGGAGAGUCCCAACACUGAGCGAGCUCUCAUCUCAGCUCUCGGAUCAUGUGCCACCAACAAAGACGUCACUUACGGCCGACAAAUCCAUUGCCGAGUCUUGAAAUCCGGUUACGACUCCAACGGGUUCAUCUGCAACAGCGUCCUCAACAUGUACGCUAAAUGCCGUGUCUUGUCCGAAGCUGAAUCUGUGUUCCAGUCCCACGCGAAGAUUGACUCUGCUUCGUUUAAUAUCAUGAUCGAUGGGUAUGUUCGAUCUCGUCGACUCGGGGACGCGCUGAAGCUGUUCGACGUAAUGCCUGAGAGAAGCUGCGUCUCGUUCACUACUUUGAUUAAAGGGUACGCGCAAAACGAUCGGUGGAGUGAAGCGAUGGAGCUUUUCAGAGAGAUGAGAAGUUAUGGAGUUGUGCUAAACGAAGUGACGUUAGCUACUGUUGUAUCCGCUUGUUCGCAUUUGGGUGGGGUUUGGGAUUGCAGGAUGUUGCAUAGCUUAGCAAUUAGGUUGAACUUUGAUGGUAGAGUCUUUGUUUCGACGAAUUUGCUGCAUAUGUACUGUGUCUGCUCGUGUUUGGAGGAUGCUCGGAAGCUGUUCGAUGGAAUGCCUGAGAGAAAUUUAGUCACUUGGAACGUGAUGUUAAACGGGUACUCGAAAGCUGGACUUGUGGAACAGGCUAAGGAGCUGUUUGAUCAGAUUAGUGAGAAAGAUAUUGUGUCGUGGGGUACGAUGAUUGAUGGGUGUCUUCGAAAGAAUCAGCUUGAGGAAGCUCUUGUUUUCUACAAGGAGAUGCUGCGACGUGGAAUGAAACCUAGUGAGGUCAUGAUGGUGGACCUUCUUUCCGCUUCAGCUCGAUCAUCAGGGAGUUUCAACGGUUUGCAGCUUCACUGCACCAUAGUGAAGACCGGUUUGGAUUGUUAUGAUUUCAUACAAGCAACGAUCAUACAUUUCUACGCCGUCUCUAGUAACAUGAAACUCGCUCUUCGACAGUUUGAAGCGAGCGUAAAAGACCACAUUGCGUCGAGAAACGCGUUGAUUGCAGGGUUUGUGAAGAACGGAAUGGUUGAGGAGGCAAGGGAAGUGUUUGAUCAGACUCGAGAGAAAGAUAUCUUCUCAUGGAACGCUAUGAUAUCAGGUUACGCGCAGAGCCUUUCUCCUCAUUUAGCUCUACAUCUCUUUAACGAAAUGAUCAGUAGUAGCCGAUUAAAACCAGAUGCAAUCACAAUGGUGAGUGUUUUCUCCGCAAUUUCGUCGCUAGGAUCGUUGGAAGAAGGGAUCAGAGCGCACGAGUAUCUAAACCGCAGCUCAAUCCCUCCCAACGACAAUCUAACCGCUGCUGUGAUCGACAUGUACGCUAAAUGUGGAAGCAUCGAAACCGCUCUAAACGUUUUCCGCCAAACAAAGAACAUAUAUUCCUCAUCAAUCUCUCCCUGGAACGCUAUCAUCUGCGGUUCAGCGACGCAUGGCCAUGCGAAACUAGCGCUUGAUCUCUACUCCGAACUCCAAUCUCUCCCCAUAAAACCGAACAGCAUCACUUUUGUCGGUGUCUUGAGCGCAUGCUGCCACGCGGGGCUUGUGGAGUUAGGUAAAACGUAUUUCGACAGCAUGAAGGAAGUUCACGGGAUUGAGCCAGACAUCAAGCAUUAUGGAUGUAUGGUUGAUUUGUUGGGGAAAGCGGGAAGGUUGGAAGAGGCUAUAGAUAUGAUCAAGAAGAUGCCUGUGAAGGCUGAUGUGAUCAUAUGGGGGAUCUUGUUAUCGGCUUCACGGAUUCACCGGAACGUUGAGGUGGCUGAGAUGGCGGCUGCUGAGCUGGCGGCGAUCGAGCCAUCUCAUGAAGGGUGUAAAGUUUUGCUUUCGAAUGUUUAUGCAGACGCGGGGAGAUGGGAAGAUGUUGCUUUGGUCAGAGAGGAGAUGCGAACUAGUGAUGUUGAGUGGUCACGUGCCUUCAGUGGUGUUGCGUGAUCGAUUGUUUUUACAUUUUUAGGCUUUUAGUGGGCUUAUUAUUGUAUGGGCCUCAGUAAAAACAAGAGAAUAAGUAGCGCGUGAAUUCCACUGGAAGAUGAGUUAGAUAACGCGUUUGAACUUUGGUCAGCUUGUGUUUCUGUGGGUCCAUCCUAAGCUGAGCUGGCUCUUUACUGUCCGAACGAAAUCGCGUGUGGAAGUUUUUUUCUCUUCA